ACACUUAACGUAAUUUGUGAGCCUUUCUUGCUUCCAAUUUUUUGUUGUAUCGUUAUUAUCGUGCUCUGUUAAUGAGAAAGAAGUCAGUUGAUUUUUCGUUUUGGUUAUCCUUGUGAUAAUUUUCACUCACAAAGUACGCAUUGGUUUUUAUAUUUGUGAAAAGAUCACAGUUUUUUGUACAUGAAGCUAGAUAAUUUUGAGAACUAAACAGCAGCUAUGGAGAACUUCAAUAAAUUUCCACCCGCAUGUCGUCUUCCUAAUGAGAUGUGGAUUGAAAUUUUUAAGAACUUCCCCAUUGCGGAAUUAAUUAGCCUGUCGAUCGUCUGCAAGCAAUGGAAUAGGCUGAUCUUCGCGCAUUUCGCGAAUCGCAUUCGGCUUAACUUCAAUAUAGAUUUAAAGUUAUACCCGAUUGCCGGCACGGAACUGGUCGAAGAAAGGCCUUACAAACAUCUGACUGUGUCGUCCUUCAAAAUAGACAGUCCAAUCUUUCUGAUGGAAGCUAUCAAAUGCCUGGGGGUUUCACUGGUGAGCCUCAAACUGGAUUUGACUGUGCUCGAUGCGAAUACUUUUGGUAAAUUGCUCCGACAUUGCUCCUCACUUCAUGAGUUGGACAUUAAAGCACUCUAUUUUGAAUGUGAUGAAACAUUGACUUGCUGCUGGGAUCGACUCUUUAAGAUGCGCAAGCUUCGCUUCGGUAUUACGAAUUACGUGUCCACGAUAAGCCUCACGAGCUACGAGUUCCUUUUCAUGCGAACGAUGCCAAACAUCUUGGAGUUGGAUAUAGUGGUCAACACUUCAUUGGACAUUUCUCUCAUCGGUUGGAUCGCUCCGAAAUUGAGACGUUUAAGGGCAACUGUUGAUUCUAGCGUUAUUAAUAGAUUUCUGGAACUGAGACUUCCACGGUUGGCGUGUCUGGAGUUUAACCUCAGUCAACCAGAGCAGCAGUGGAUUAAAAGGCGCACCUUUCAGAUCUCGUCGUUCCGAAAUUUCCUGCUGGGUCUCAAAAUACUGAGUAACGCGAGGUUUUGCUUUCGCUGCGAGUACGACCAAAUAUUGUUGAGCACUAUUUUCGCGAAUAUGCCAUCGAUAGAAUAUUUACACCUAUGUGGCGGGUUGGCCUCAGAACGGGUGUGGCUCAACGGAAUUGAAAAUUUGAAGAAAUUGAAGACCCUAGGGCUGCAUUCUCUAAUGCUAACGGAUGAGGCAAGCCGUGUCGUGGCUGCGCCUUCAGUGGAAACUCUCUCCUUGUGUUCCUUCAUCAGGCCGGACAACUUUAUCUGUAUUCUGAAACGUUUCCCAAAUCUGAAGACGCUAACACUUCGAAUGCAUAGUACCGAGCUGACUGCAGUCUCAGUUUUCGCUACAUCUCUACAGCAGUUGACUAUAGAUAUGUAUCGCGUCACACCUGAGAUAAUCAGUCAGAUGGAACAGCUGGUGGGAUUGAGGAAACUUUGUAUUGAAGCAAACAUGAUUUCCAGGCCCAAUUUCCGAUCGCUUUGUAAAAUAUUUUCAUUGCCGGCGAUGAAACGGUUGGAGAUCACUACCCAGUCAAAAAUUCUACCUAACAUGGCUGGCGCUCUGGCAGCCUCCAAUACCUCUGGCAUGCUGAUUCUGAACGGGAUUGUCGUGAAACCAAUUAUAAAAACACGUAAAGCUGGUGCGAAACGGAAGUCAGGAGGACGCACUAAGGCCAACAAAACCGCAAAUAGCAAUACGGAUCAGGACUUGGCCACAGGCGUGGAUCGAUCUGUUGGCUUAGAUCGUACCUAUAAUGAGAAUGGUUCAGGCGAAUAUUCACGGUUGGACGAGAGUUCUUAUAUGGAGUCCAGCGAAAUGCUUUCCAGCACGCCUCUCAAUAUGGAGGACGAUAGUGUUGCUGGAGAAGGAUCGUCGAUUAACGAGAGUAGAGUUUCUAUGUAGAAGACGCUUUUCAAAAUUAGGGCAGUUAAAUUUAAUUUUGUGAUAUGGUUGUUAGAAUGUUUUUUCAGUUAGAAUUUGGAAAGCAUAUUUAUUUUGUUUGUAAUGUUCCAAUAUGACCACAGCAAAUCACUGUAUACUGUAGAAGGCUUUACAGGAAAAAGAAUAUUAAAUUGAUCCCCAUUACAAUGUGGCAUGUGGUUAGGCCUAUCUCUAUCGUGCUAAAUUCGUUAUAUUUGUCUACUUUCGAUUAAAUUUUUGAAUGCGUACUCUUGGAGUCAAUUGAUUCAUCCAAUAAAGCUUUGUAAUUUAAUUCUA
Toxorhynchites rutilus septentrionalis is the source of this 2235-nucleotide messenger RNA. RefSeq lists its product as uncharacterized. NCBI's taxonomy places the organism in Eukaryota, Metazoa, Arthropoda, Insecta, Diptera, Culicidae. Gene Ontology annotation, biological process: SCF-dependent proteasomal ubiquitin-dependent protein catabolic process. The record is from RefSeq and is a predicted model, not a curated record. The transcript has 4 exons. Gene Ontology annotation, cellular component: SCF ubiquitin ligase complex. Gene Ontology annotation, molecular function: protein binding. The coding region runs from base 217 to 1920 and encodes 567 amino acids.